AUGCCAAAACCAAAGGGAAAAGGAGGAAAGAACCGAAGAAGGGGAAAAGGAGACGGCGAAGAAUCCAAACGCGAAUUGGAAUUCAAGGAAGACGGUCAAGAAUAUGCCCAAGUGGUCCGAAUGCUGGGAAAUGGCCGCUGCGAAUGCUUCUGCUUUGAUGGUGUGACGCGACUUGGUCACAUUCGGGGAAAGAUGCGCAAAAAGGUUUGGAUCACGGCCGGAGAUAUCAUUCUGGUGGCCAAACGUGACUUUCAAGACGAAAAGGUCGACAUUGUGCACAAGUACACGGCAGACGAGGCACGGAACCUCAAACAAUAUGGAGAAUUGCCCGAAAAUGCAAGAAUCAAUGAAACGGCCGUCGAUAUGGCAAUGGCCGAUGACAAUGACGACGAUGACAUUGGUAUUGCGUUUGAUGAUAUCUAA
This is a messenger RNA of Cylindrotheca closterium, 423 nucleotides long. The record is from the annotation of a GenBank genome assembly. Lineage: Eukaryota; Bacillariophyta; Bacillariophyceae; Bacillariales; Bacillariaceae.